GGAAGAAGUUGUGCAACCAGUGAAACCACCGCGAAGUGAGUGGAGAAAUCCAAAAGCGUCACAUGAGAUUUCCCGGAACUCUGACUUCUCUGGUUUUCUUACUGAAAGUUUAGCUUCUGCCCCGGUGUGACCUGCACCGACGACGAGCUGCUCCGAAGCCUAAAACUUCACACUAAAUGUCGGUAUGUAUGGUAAUAAUGUCAGAGACUGAGUGUAUAAGUUAGAUAUAGUGUUCACAAGGCGGCUUAUUGUUAGUAUGAAGUCUUCUGGUAGGUUCAUAAUGUACAGCACACAUGAUAUUUGUACACCGUCUUUACUGCUGUUUUUGUGCUGUUUUUGAGUGUGAUACAUAACGCUUCCGUAUAAGUGCAAUUAUAAAAGGUACAGUCAUAAUGAUACUAAUAGUGAUUAUUAUAUAUUUUCCACUGUCUUAAUUGCUGAUACAGUAAACUAUACCCUUUGCUUUUUCAGGUUAAAUGUUUGCAGUGCAUAAUGUCUUUAUAAAACCAUGUAGUCAUGCAAAUUACCCCAAUAAUCUCAGCCACACAGAGCAUGAUCAAUAUCCAUGCAUUACAAGCGCACAGAUAACUAUAUAAGAUUGUGAUAUCAACAUCUGGAUGUCUCUGUGGUUACAUAUCACCGUGCUGCGGACUAUUAGGAUGUGAAAUAGAAGCUGACAGCUCACCCUAGCUUUGUGUGAUUUAUUUUUCAUUUAGUUUUGAUUACAGUAACUACCUGUGGUUUGACAUAUGGCUAUCAGGUCGUUAUUGUUGCAGUGCUUACAGUGGUGUUUGCUAUUAAGUGAGAACUGGCAGGAGGGAGUGCAGGAGUGCUACCAUAUCCCAGUAACCCUGGCUUCUUGAGUGGAUGGACAAUACUGUGGGCUGGUCCACUGAGCAGAUUGCUGCGAGGCUAAUUAUAGCAUGAAUACAAGUAAAUCAGCAGAAAGCAAUGGCCCCCCCUUUGUGACAAUGGAGGCAUUUCCAAUGAAGACCCAGAAGCUGAGUUGGUGCUGAGUGUCAUUAUGAGAUGUCGUCUCCAAGCGCCUCCUUCGUGCAAAUCAAGUUCGAUGAUAUCCACUUUUAUGAGAACUGUGGCGGCGGCAGCUUCGGAAGUGUGUACCGAGCCAGGUGGAUCUCCCAGGACAAAGAGGUAGCGGUGAAGAAACUGCUCAAGAUUGAAAAUGAGGCUGAAAUCCUCAGUGUCCUCAGCCACCGUAACAUAAUCCAGUUUUAUGGCGCGAUUGUUGAGGCUCCCAACUAUGGAAUUGUCACUGAGUAUGCAAGUGGUGGAUCGUUGUAUGAUUACCUGUCGAGUGAUGAGAGUGAGGAAAUGGACAUGGGGCAGAUCAUGACUUGGGCUGCAGAGAUUGCAAGAGGAAUGCACUAUUUACAUUCAGAGGCCCCCUUUAAGGUGAUCCACAGAGACUUAAAGUCCAGGAAUGUUGUUUUGGCAGCAUACAAGGUUCUCAAGAUCUGUGAUUUUGGGGCAUCCAAGUUCCUGACCCACACAACACACAUGUCCUUGGUGGGCACGUUUCCCUGGAUGGCUCCGGAGGUGAUCCAGAGCCUGCCUGUGUCUGAGACUUGUGACACUUUCUCCUAUGGUGUGGUGCUUUGGGAAAUGCUCACCCGUGAGAUACCUUUCAAAGGCCUGGAAGGAUUACAAGUGGCCUGGCUAGUGGUGGAGAAAAAUGAGAGGUUAACCAUCCCCAGUGGCUGUCCUGCCAGCUUUGCUGAGCUCAUGAGGAACUGCUGGGCGACAGAGGCAAAAGAAAGGCCAAUGUUCAAGCAGAUCCUCGCUACUUUGGAGUCCAUGUCUAAUGACAGCCAACUUCCUCAACAGUGCAACUCUUUCCUUCACAACAAGGCUGAAUGGAGGUUUGAGAUUGAAGCCACAAUUGAGAGACUUAAGAAGCUGGAGAGAGACCUGAGUACCAAAGAGCAGGAGCUGAAGGAGCGAGAGCGGCGUCUAAAGAUGUGGGAGCGCAAACUCAUCGACCAGUCCAACAGCCCGUUGCUGCCCACCCUUGACAUCUAUACAUGGACAGAGGAGCAUGUGUAUUUCUGGAUGCAUCAAAUGUUUGGCGCAGGGGAGGGUACAUCUGGUAUGCAGCUGUAUGCUGACCUGUUUAAAGAAAAUCACAUCACUGGAAAGAGGUUGCUAUUGCUCACAGAAAAUGACAUGCGGGACAUGGGGGUCAAGUCCAAAGGUCAUGUCAUGCACCUGAAGGGUGAAAUUGAAAAGCUGACUAAUGAGUACCUCGGGUUCGUCCACUUCCCGCCUCUGUUGAAGGACGAGCUGGAAAAGGAGGUGGAGCGGAGUAAAACUGUAAAACUGGAGCUGGUUUUUGGGUACCACUGGAAACCAGGAACUGGGAAAUCUGACUGCAAAUGGAAAAUGUACAUGGAACUUGAUGGAGACGAUGUUGCAGUAACCUACAUCAAAGAUGUCAUCUUUAAUGCCAACCGACAGGAUGUGGAAAUCCUGCGGAUGACUAAGCCACCUUUUGUGAUGGACAAAUGGAUCGUUGGAAUAGAGCAGAACCAGAGAGUGGACUACACUGUCAAUUAUGAGAAUGAUGUCAUGUUACCAAAGUCUACCAGACACAGCUGUGCAGUGACGUGGCGUCUCAGUGGUGGACAAGACGAGAUCAAGACUGUGGAGCUGGUCAUCGAAACAGCACCAGCUGACAUCGACCGGAACCUCAGGGACGGGUCUACCUCUGAUAUUGAUCCCACAUGGAUGUACAAAGUAAGGCAGAGGCAGAUGAUGACCCAGAAAUCCCUGCAGACGACUGCUGCUCUGACUACCUUCACUAGCUGUGAUGCCCGCACUCUGCCUCAGUUCCUGUCUGCACAUGAAAGCCAGGGGUUUUCUUAUGCUGCAGCUGUGCGUCGCUCUCCAAACCGCCAUGUACAUCCCUGGAUCGACUCACGCAGCUCCUCGCCAACUGCCAGCCUGUCGACCAAACUCUCCACGCUCCAUUUUGGGUCAAAGGGCAGCAGCCCUUCCAGCACUACGUCAGAGAGCGCCUCGGAGAGGGAACGAGAGCGCCCGCUCAGUGCUGGAGUAGUCCAUGACCACCGCAGAAACAACUACUUUGGCAACACAUUAACUGUGGGAGGGGGGCAGGGUAGGGGACAUGCGUGGACCAAUACUAGAAGUAGUUAUAUUCAUAAUAAAACCAGCAAAACCUCGCGACAGCCAGGGAGGCCACUGUCCAACAGUUACAGUGUCACACCACAGAGCCGCCCCUCCAUACCAGGUAUAUUGUCUGUGACAGAAAACCCCAGUGAGGAAAAAGAGGGGGCCAAAGCCAGCGAUGGAGGGUGGAUCAAAGUGGAGCGACAGAAAAGAUUACCACGUCAGGACAAUAAACAAGUCAGAGGUCGACAGAGGAGAGGGGGCAGGGGAGGGCGUGCUGCUGGUGGAAGAACUGGCCACACAUGAACUGACAGCUUCUUGUAUGCUGAAACAUGUCAUGCUCUGAAAAGGUUUUACACAUGAAUUAUGUCUGCUUACAUGCUCAGACAUGAACUGCUUGCUGUAAGAGAAUCACACUGAUGCCUAUGAUGUAUAUGUGAAUGACCAUGUGUCAGCAUGUAUUUAUUAUUAUUAUUGUUAUUAUAAAAACAGGCAAUUCAAUCCCUGCUCUUCACUUUCUUUCUUCCAUUAAAUGGCAGAUGGCAACCAGAGUUAUGUUUGUAUAAAAAAAAUAUUCUAAAAGCCCAGUUUCUCACAAGUAUCCAAAUAAACUGUUUUAACACCCUGACCCAA
Siniperca chuatsi (mandarin fish) is the source of this 3780-nucleotide messenger RNA. RefSeq names its product sterile alpha motif and leucine zipper containing kinase AZK (gene map3k20a). Gene Ontology annotation, biological process: protein phosphorylation. The record is from RefSeq and is a predicted model, not a curated record. Bases 1030 to 3453 code for a protein of 807 amino acids. Gene Ontology annotation, molecular function: protein kinase activity; protein binding; ATP binding. Gene Ontology annotation, cellular component: cytoplasm. Lineage: Eukaryota; Metazoa; Chordata; Actinopteri; Centrarchiformes; Sinipercidae. The transcript has 20 exons.